This is a messenger RNA of Colletotrichum higginsianum IMI 349063, 1788 nucleotides long. RefSeq lists its product as uncharacterized. NCBI's taxonomy places the organism in Eukaryota, Fungi, Ascomycota, Sordariomycetes, Glomerellales, Glomerellaceae. The record is from RefSeq and is a predicted model, not a curated record. The transcript is spliced from 5 exons. The coding region runs from base 1 to 1788 and encodes 595 amino acids.
AUGAGCGUUGUGACGAAACACGCUGGGAGGACAAACACGCCCGACCCAGGCGAAAGUGAGAAAAUCAAAGAGACGUGUGCUUUGGCAGAUGGCCGCAUUUUAUUUUCUAGUUUCCAAGGCGUGGCUUUUAUGAUCAUCCAUUUGGUUUUCUUCUUCUCCCUCCACGGCAAACCCGUCGAGUCAUCAUUUGUCGGGCAGAGCCUGCAGUCGGCCAUCGCCAACUUCCUGGCCAUAGCGGUUGAGAUCUGUCUUCUGAGCGGCUUGGGCGUGGCGUACGAUCAACUCCUAUGGCGACUCUUUCGAAACAAGGCUCUCCCAGCUGUGACGAUCGACAAGCUUAUCAGAUUGGCCACGAGCCCUUGGAACCUCCCACGCCCCGGUAUCUUUCUGGCCGCCCCUGAGCCGUGGCUCGUAGCGUUCCUCUGCCUCUUGGUGCCUCUGGCGAUCGUUUUCCCGCCGGGUGCGUUGACGGUAGAGUACAGAGAAGCAGUCCAGCCGGUGACACUGCACGACGUGCCGACAAUGAACAUCAGCGACUGGGGGAACGGGACUGCCCAUGAUCUAUACCAUCACGCACUGUUUGAAAUACCCGGCGAACUCAUGACUUCCACUUCAAGUCGAGCCAUCUUGCAGUUGGAAUCCGUUGCCGACCGAGUCCUGGCUUCUGGCGAACCAGUUCCGCUGCGGCUACCCUGCAAAGGCACAUGCAACUACACGAGCACCAUCGAGGGGCCGAAAUUCAACUGCAGACAAGCAUCUCUGACCGAGUUACCCGAAUACAGUCAACGUUCUGCCAACGGCACCUUGGAACCCUUUACCAAAUGCCGCGGCGGAGACGUAUUCCUGGCAUGGGACGAGGCCGAGAUGGAGCUCAAGAUAGAAGAUUCCUUCAAGGUGGCCUGGUUCCCGAUCAAAGGCGGCAGUUGCGUCCCCAACGCGACCAUGAAGGCGAUGGCUUGCUCGACCGCGCUCGCAACGUACCGCCUGACGAUAGCCACUUUUCAAAACGGAUCUCGCGACAUCCGUGCUUCCAUUCUCAACGAGACGGCAAUAUCGACAGGGAAGCCCAUGGGUACCUCUUUGCAUGAGUAUUUCCCCGGGGAGAAGUUUGUCAACGAGUCUAAAGCGGCGCAAGAUGAUUUGACGACUCAGUUCCGGAUCUUGCAGGCUCUGGCGAUAAGGCAGGCGGCUGUGCAGUCACUGACGGGAUCUAUACUUUACAAAUACGAUCUGUUUCCAGGCGUCCCGGCCCUCGUUGUGAAUGGGACGCGAGCAGCUGGGAGCCCGUAUAUUGGAAUACGCAACAAGUUUGGUAUGGAUGUGAACAUCACGGCCGAGAGCCUGCAGAGCUAUCUCCAAGACGUCCUCAUAUCGAGUAUAUCUCUCAACUGGCUGCAGCCCGAGACCCUUUGGACCUACAGCGAGCCCAUCGAGGGCUUUGAGGGCGCAGCGGUGUACCUCUUCAGCGAACCGUGGCAGUUCUACGCACCGUACGGUUCUUGCCUCGCCGUGACAACGAUUGUCUAUCUUCUCGGAUACCAGGCGCUGCGCCGGAACGGCUCAUCGGCCGGCAACAGCUUUCUCCAAAUCGUAUCGACGACGAGCCCGGGCGGGAUCCUGCGGGAGCUGGGCGAGGAAUGCAGCUCCGGGGGGUCGGAGAACUUUUCGAAAGAGUUUAAAGGGGUGAAGCUGCGGUUCGGCAUAAAGAGAAUGGACGAGGGCCCAGAAGCCACGAAAUCGGACGGCGCCGUGACUCUUCUCGGUACGGAGGCUGAAAUUGAACCAUAA